Carassius gibelio (silver crucian carp) is the source of this 8048-nucleotide messenger RNA. RefSeq names its product gastrula zinc finger protein XlCGF57.1-like. Bases 197 to 1609 code for a protein of 470 amino acids. Gene Ontology annotation, biological process: regulation of immune system process; negative regulation of transcription by RNA polymerase II; regulation of cytokine production. The transcript has 2 exons. Lineage: Eukaryota; Metazoa; Chordata; Actinopteri; Cypriniformes; Cyprinidae. The record is from RefSeq and is a predicted model, not a curated record.
AGAAGAUUAGUUCCACCGCGCUCACUGUUGGUCUGUCGUGAUGCUGGCUUAAUACAAACUGUUAGAAAUGUUGUUACUGUAAAUAGAAAAAUACAGUUUUUGAACCAGGUCAGUAAAUACCUGUAAUAUUCUCAUCCCCACAGUAGUGACUAGGUUUUGAAGCAAGCAGGUGUGCUGGUGUCUUGCUGCUGUGAAGAUGGUGUUUGUUAAAAAGGAGAGUGAAGAGAACACGAUUGAACCAGAAACACUGAAAAUAAAACUCGAGGAAACAGAAACAUGGAGAAUAAAACACGACCCAGAAACCAGGAGAAUAAAACAAGAGGAACCAGAAACCAGGAGAAUAAAACAAGAGGAACCAGAAACCUGGAGAAUAAAACACGAGGAACACGGAGGCCUGAUGAAAAUGAAAGAAGAAAGACAAGAUCUGAUUGAGGUGGAUGAGAAAUAUCCGGAUCAGAAAGAUCAUGAUGUCAAUGAAGAAAAAUCUGUGAGUUGCAGCAUUAAAACAACAGAAGUCAAGAGGCCUUUCAGCUGCUCUCAGUGUGGAAAGAGUUUUACAUUGAAAACAAGCCUUACUAGGCACAUGUUAACUCAUGCUGGGAUGAAAUCUUUCAGCUGCUCUCAGUGUGGAAAGAGUUUUAGACUGAAAUCAUACCUUAAGAAACAUUUGGUAACACACUCAUCAGAAAAACCUUUCACCUGCUCUGAGUGUGGAAACACUUUCACGUGUAAAGCAAGCCUUAGGAAGCACAUGUUAAUUCAUGCUGAGACAGAGCCUUUCAGCUGCUCUCAGUGUGGAACGAGUUUUACAAACAAAUCAAGACUUAAGAAGCAUAUGUUGAUUCAUGCUGGGAUAAAGCCGUUCUCCUGCUCUGAGUGUGGAAAGGGUUUAACAAAGAAAUCAGGCCUUAUUAAGCAUAUGUUAAUUCAUACUGGGAUAAAGCCUUUUAACUGCUCUCAGUGUCGAAAGAGUUUUACGUGUAAAGCAAGUCUUAAGAUGCACAUGUUAAUUCAUGCUGGGAUAAAGCCUUUCAGCUGCUCUCAGUGUGAAAACACUUUCAGACAUAAAGCAAGCCUUGAGAAGCACAUGUUUAUUCAUACUGGGAUAAAGCCUUUUACCUGCUCUCAGUGUGGAAAGAGUUUUACGUGUAACGCAAGCCUUAAGAUGCACAUGUUAAUUCAUGCUGGGAAAAAGCCUUUCUCCUGCUCUCAGUGUGGAAAGAGCUUUAGAUCUAAAUCACAGCUUAAGCUGCACAUGUUAAUUCAUACUGGGAAAAAGCCUUACACCUGCACUCAGUGUGGAAAUGGUUUUACACAGAAAUCCAGCCUUAAGGAUCACAUGUUAAUUCAUGCUGGGGAAAAGCCUUUCUCCUGUUCUCAAUGUGGAAAGAGUUUUAGAUGUAAAUCACACCUUAAGCAGCACAUGUUAAUUCAUACUGGGGAAAAGCCUUACACCUGCACUCAGUGUGGAAAGAGUUAUAAACAGAAAACAUGCCUUAAGGAUCACAUGUUAAUUCAUGCUGGGGAAAAGCCUUUCUCCUGCUCUCAAUGUGGAAAGAGUUUUACGUCGAAGCGACAACUUAAGGUUCAUUUGGUAACUCACACUUAAUAAAAGCCUUUCACCUGCUCUCAGGCAUGUUAAAGGGGUCAUCGAAUACCCAUUUUCCACAAGCUUAUAUAAGUCUUUAGGGUCUUAAAGGGGUCAUAUGAUGCAAUUUCAAUUUUUCCUUACUCUUUGGAGUGUUACAAGCUCUUGGUGCAUAAAGAAGAUCUGUAAAGUUGCAAAGACUAAAGUCUUAAAUCCAAAGACUUAACUUAAUAAAAGUUAAGGGUCAACCACAACCCUUUAAAUGGCUCAUUCUACCAUGCCCCCACAUCUCGAUGUCUCUUUGUGGGAAGAAUUGCAUAACACUGCCCGAAUGUUCAGACAAAGAAUGGCGGUGUAACAUUUAUUCUCUUUAUGUGUGUUUCGUUGAAGUGAAAGUUUUUUUGGUCUUCCAAAAGAGGACAUGACUAGAAAUCAGUGGUUAAGUUGUAUGUUAACACUGUUCCAGAACAGUCCGACACAAAUAUUUCGAUGUUUGCUGCACAUUUUAUGGAUGAUGUUUCCUAUGGUUGGGCAGUUCAAAGUUUUCAAGACAGUCUGGCUCUUCUGACUCACAGCCUGUAGGUACGUUUUUUAUAUUUAAAUAAUUUGCAGUAGAGUAGGCUUGUUGUUUCUCAGAUCACAAAUGCAGACAGUUUUAUGUUUACAUAGCGCGAUACGCAAUGCAAAAAAGACAUAAGUCAUUAUAAUUAGUAAUUAUAUCCCGCUGGAUGCAACAUAUGCCUCGUUUGUAAUGGGUUUUAUUUGUUUUGUCUAUCACAAACAAAUGUUUUUCUAUUGACCGGGUCUUCUUAGUCAAACCAGUUCACCAAAUCUAUCUGAAUCCUUUGAAACGGUUUACGUCUCCAGUAUGCACUAAUCCACAAAUAGCUUAAGUUAUUUGGUUUAUAAAUGUGACUUAAGGGGGUCACACACUGGACAAGAAGUGCAGGGCCGCUCCGGUCCACGUCUAGGACAAUUUGAGAUAUCGCACACCGGACGCUCAAAUUCUGUACACUGGAGCUCAAUAUCGAAUCAAGUUCUGAGCAGCAAGAGGAAUGAGUCAUAAUUCAUUUAUUAUUAUUUUAAAUACAUUAUUUUAAUUGAUAAUAACUGAGUUUUGUACAUUAAUUUAUGAAAAUAAUCUGUUAUAAUUUAGUCUAGGUUAUCAUUAGCAUUCUAGAUUACCAUUCAUCAAUUGUUUUGUAUUAUAAGCAAUUUCAAAAUUUCUAAUGCUGUAUCUACUAAUACUGAUUUGUUUGCUCAAUAAAAACAAAGAAGCGACAUAUAUUUUAUAAGUAUGGUUAUUUCUUAACGUUUCUUAGGACUGUCACUGUACAUUUUACCUCGGAUUGAAAAUUAGACAUUUUUACUUGGAAAAACUGAUGACAAACGCUAUCUUCCUCCAUGUUUAUGACUUCCUCAUGUUGUCUUUGAAGAAUAUAUGGUUGGUUGCAUAAAAUACUGGGUAUUUCCCUACAUCGUUGAUUAGUUGUUCAUCUUUUGCGGUCCGCUAAUCUGCUAUUUAAAUUACCUAAAGUUUGUUUUGAACGUUGUUACCUGGUAAAUCUAGUGGGGGCUGCCGACGACAAAUCCUGAAAAAUACUGUUAUAUUUAUGUAUGUAAAAAUGUCUCAAGAGAAAACUGCCAACACACAUUACAGUUCAAACAAUAUGUAAAGUGAUUUUUGCAUUCGAUGACCCCUUUAAACAUACUUUUCAAUGUAUCAACAAUAAAGCAUAUCAGAGCAAAUCAGACAAUUUAAGAUUCAAACAGAACAGUGUUGAAAGACAGAGAGCUGAAUUCCACGAAGACGCUCAAGACAACAGAUGAUCAUACUGUAAAUCAGAUCUCAUCACCAGCCUGAAGUAAGCCUAACCAACCAACUCUUUCAGCUUUGAAUACCUUGCUGCAUUAAAACAAAAGACAACUUAUUGAUCAUUCAACUCCGGAAGGAGAUUGUCAAAUUUGGGACAAAUAACAAAGAUUAAUGGUCAAAGAGACACACAGCAUGACCAUCACAUGCAAAUCCAUGAAAAAAAAGCAAGAGAAGACAAGAACCAGACAGAUUCUUUCUAGACCCUUUUUUUUACCUUUUGGUUCUCACAUUCACAGAACUACACAGAGACUAUAUUUUAAAUGAAUAAAUGCAUCAGAGAUAAAUCAAAAUAAUGCUAAACUGACAAAUUAACAAAUAUCCUUCCAAUGCAUAACUCCUUGUGAUGAAUGUAACCAACACAUUCUAAUCACCACUGUUGGGGAAGGUUACUCUUAAAAUUAAUGGAAAUGUAAAUUCACGUCUGUACACUAGAAUAAAGAAGAAAGUUCAACACCAUUCAGCAAUUAAUAAAGAAGAAAUGUUUAUCUUUUCAAAUUUUUACUUAUUAGUAUGGUUGAAUUGGAUAAUCGAAGAUCAGUGGCAAAUUGGUGAAUGAAAUUGGAUUCAAUUCAUGAAGGAUAUUUGUAUUAUUUGACAUGUUUAUUUAAUACAUGUUUAAUUGAGGGACUGCAGAUGAAAAUUAGACCGAAUGACUAAACCUGACACAUUUACAUGGUGUACUUGUUUGCUCAUGUUGAUUAAUGUGCAUUGUCCUUUUUUAAUAAAUAAAUAAAUAAAUACAAAAUGCAGCUUUGAGUCAUAAUCUGAGUUCCUUUUAAGUUCUAUUUUUUUUUGCUGGUCAUAAAAUUAGAGUAUCAUCAAAAAGUAGAUUUAUUUGACUAAUUCCAUUCAAAAAGUGAAACUUGUAUAUUAUAUUCAUUCAUUACACAACGACUGAUAUAUUUCAAAUGUUAAUUUCUUUUAAUUUUGAUGAUUAUAACGGACAACUAAGGAAAAUCCCAAAUUCAGUAUCUCAGAAAAUUAGAAUAUUAUUUAAGACCAAUACAAAGAAACCAUUUUUAGAAAUCUUGGCCAACUGAAAGUAUUUAACAUGAAAAGUAUGAGCAUGUACAGCACUCAAUACUUAGUUGGGGCUCAUUUUGUCUGAAUUACUACAGCAAUGCGGUGUGGCAUGGAGUGGAUCAGUCUGUGGCACUGCUCAGGUGUUAUGAGAGACCAGGUUACUCUGAUAGUGGCCUUCAGCUCUUCUGCAUUCCUGGGUCUGGCAUAUUCACAUCUUCCUCUUCACGAUACCCCAUAGAUUUUCUAUGGGGUUAAGGUCAGGCGAGUUUGCUGGCUUUCCUUAAACCAGGUACUGGUAGCUUUAGCAAUUUGUACAGGUCCUGUUGGAGAAUGAAAUCUGCAUCUCCAUAAAGUUGGUCAGCAGCAGGAAGCAUGAAGUGCUCUAAAACUUCCUGGUAUACAGCUUUGUUGACCUUGGACCUCAGAAAACACAGUGGACCAACACCAGCAGAUGACAUGGCACCCCAAACCAUCACUGACUGUGUAAACUUUACACUGGACCUUAAGCAAUGUGGAUUGUGUGCCUCUCCUCUCUUCCUCCAGACUCUGGGACCCUGAUUUCCAAAAUGCAAAAUUUACUUUUAUCAGAGAACAAUACUUUGGACCAUUCAGCAGCAGUCCAGUCCUUUUUGAAGCAUGACACUUCUGACACUGUCUGUUGUUCAAGAGUGGCUUGACACAAGUAAUGCGAAGCUGAAACCCAUGUCUUGCAUACGUCUGUGUAGUGGUUCUUGAAGCACUGACUCCAGCUGCAGUCCACUCUUUAUGAAUCUCCCCCAUAUUUUUGAAUGGGUUUUGUUUCACAAUCCUCUCCAGGGUACGGUUAUCCCUAUUGCUUGUACGCUUUUUUCUACCACAUCUUUUCCUUCCCUUCUCUUCUCUAUUAAUGUGCUUGGACACCUAGCUCUGUAAACAGCCAGCCUCUUUUGCAAUGACCUUUUGUGUCUUGCCCUCCUUGUGCAAGGUGUCAAUGGUCGACUUUUGGACAACUGUCAAGCCAGCAAAAAAAUGUGAAUAUUGUGAGGUUCAACAUUGAAGACACUUGGAGCCACACUGUAAUCAGCUUAUUAACUCAAAAUACCUACAAAGGCCUUUAAAUGGUCUCUUGAGUUAAGUUCCAUAGGCUACACAAUUAUGGGGAAGACUGAUAAACCGUCAAUGGAGACAGGUAGUAUAAGUCAGCUGUAUUUAUACCCUAGGGUUGAUUAUCUUAAGUGGGCUCCACCUGUGCUAAUUACACUAAGUAUCUGACGUGCUCUUCCAGAAUCUUGUUAAUGAAACUAUAUUUCAUGAGUUCACACUAACAUAUAAUUAGCUUAAGUAUUAUUAUGAAUAUUUGGCAUGCUGUCCGGGGAAGGGCUCUGAGCUCGGGAAUGGCCCGAACCUAGAGUAUCCCCCAAAAACCAAUAGCGGAAGGGACAGCCGACAGACUAAGGACCCCCCCAUAAUAGCUUUGAGAUCUGGCAGGGGCUGAUAUUUAGAAAGUCAGCUGGUUGGCAAGUUGGAAGAGCCUAUGUACUCCAGUGGGAGCAACUUUACAUAUUUGGAGAGAUAGGCCCACCGGCUGCUUGUAUCGGAUUAUGUGAUUUGGGGCGCCCGGUCGGGAGGGCUCGAGCCAUUGCACAACCGGAGCACCUCACUGCACUGAAACUGAUGAGCCCUACAGGCCGAUAGAGUAGGAGCAACGUGAUUGGGUGGCCCGACCAGGAGGGCCCGAGUUGCCUCAACUGGAAUAGGUCAAGGUCUUGGUGUACGGGCCCUACUGGCUGAUGGGCCCUACUGGCUGAUGAGCCCCUGCUAAUCAUUGAGCAACCAGGGCAGAUAACUGACCGAGAGGACCCAUGAAGCCUCCGACUAGAGAUCAAGACUGUACAUCCUCUCAGUUGAGCAGAUAAACAGGCUUUGGGUCGCCAACAAAGAGGACUCUUGCGACACCCAACGGGAGAUCAAUACUCACGACAUCAGAUGAAUAAGACCUUUUUGUGGGCAGCACGUAAAGAAAACCCAAGCCUACAUUUGACAUGAGCACAAUACUCAACGGCAUAAGACGGGUAAGCCUCGCCGGCCUGGGAGUGGUAAAAGGAAACCUCAACUGGGCAUGGACUCAGAGUGGGGACUUUGAUGGGCUGAGAGUGGGCCCCAGCUUGGAUACAGUUAUGAGCCCCAGUUAGGCUGCCCAUUAUUGUUUAUUUGCGGGUCCCAGAUGGGCCAAAUUUGGGCUAAAUUAAGAUUUAUUUAUAGAUACAUAAAUUGUCUUUUUUUUCUUUGCAGAUUAUUUAUUUUUUAUAAAUAUAAAUAAAGCUAUGAUAAAAUAAAAUAUGUAGCUACAUACCCUAACAAUCCCAGCCGGCACAUGACCAACCUUCAACGAUGAAAUAUGGUUGAAAUAAUGACGGUUGUUGUUUCAGCAUUGAAACCACGUUGAUUCAAUGUUUAAAGCUGAACGGUUGUAGAACUUCCGGCACAUGACCAACCUUCAACGAUGAAAUAUGGUUGAAAUAUAGUUGAAAUAAGGUCAGGUGUUUAAACUUUCAAACAACAUUGAAAAUGUUUAAUGCUAAGUGAUUGAAAAAGGUUAAUAAACUUUUAAAUGAUUUAUAUUAAAUUAUUUUAAGAUGAUUAUUAUUAUUGUUAUAGUAUUUCACUAUAUUUUAAUCAUAAUACCUAUCCUAAAGGUGUAUGUUAUCAUCAUUAGCAACAAUAAAACUAAAUACAUUUCGCUGCUUUAUCACGCUGAAACAAUUCCUAUUGGUAGUUUUAUUUUAUUACUUUGAUCAUGAUUGGUUAAUCUGGAUGUCAUUCAGGAAAUUAAAUAUGAAUGUUAAUACAUUUUAAUUUAAUAUUAAGUUUUUUUUUUUCUUUUUUACAUUUAAGUACAGUACAGUUAUGUAACUUUUGUUAUAACACAUUUUAAUUUAAACUGUAAGUCUUUCAUUUACCUUUAUGUAAGCACAGUAAACUGUGUAUUUACAGUGUUAAAGUGGCUGACAACAAUAAAUAUUCUUAUUAGGAAUAAAACUUCCUCAUUUUUCUAACUGUACAGCUGUAGCUGAAUAGUUUGGCCUACUAAAAUGCUGAAAUUGAAUGUUAGUGAUUAUGGUGGAACUUAAAUAUUUUCUGAAGUGGUACUUGGUAUAAAAAAGUUUGAGAACCACUGGUUUAAAGUGAAAUCCUGCUUUUUAAGAACUUUUCAGUAAACCAUUUCUUCUUUCCCCUUGUGGUCAUCAAGGAUACAGUUUAUUCUUGAAACAACAUUGGUAUGAAAUUUCUGCUAGAGAUUCAUGUAACUUUUGGGAUAGGUUUUGAUUUUACUUUAGAUUUUUAAAACUGUAACUGGGAGCUCUGAAAACACUGUUUUUUAAUAAAUUGUUAAUAUUGUAAACUUUCAUCUGAAUACAUUAAAAGUGUUUAAUGAAUAGUGUUGUGCACUUUGUUUCCAACCCCCCUGUUAUUGAACUGAAAAGUUAAAAUAUUGUGUGAUUUAUUUUGUAUUCAGUUUUCAGUUAAAUGUAUUUUACUAUAUCAAAGUUGAUAUUUUAUGAGGAUUUAUUUUUGGUGUUU